Molecule: messenger RNA, 808 nt
Organism: Pungitius pungitius (ninespine stickleback)
Lineage: Eukaryota; Metazoa; Chordata; Actinopteri; Perciformes; Gasterosteidae
Product: MICOS complex subunit MIC26-like
Exons: 1
Coding region: 57-611 (184 amino acids)
Biological process (GO): cristae formation
Cellular component (GO): MICOS complex
Source: RefSeq, a predicted model, not a curated record
GAGCGCACGUGUGCGCAGCGGGUUGCGUGUUUGAAGGUGACAGGGGAGAAAGCGCCAUGCCGGUCCCCGUACUGGCCGCCUCUCCUUUCGGCGACGAGGAGACCGAGACGAGCCCUCCACUCCUCCGGGACGAGCUGAGCCUGUACGGCGCUCCGCAGCGGGCGGCCCCGCGCACGGAGCCCGAGGCGGGUCAGCUGGAGCAGAGAGUCGCCGCCCUGCGGCAGCUGGCGGGCCCGUACACGGGCUGGUGCCGGGGCGUCUACGACCGGAUUAAGCCCAAAGUUCAAGGCGCCGUCGCGGCCGGGAACGACACGUACGCCUACUUGAAGAACCCGCCGGAGGACUUCUAUGCCCGGGCGGGAGUCAUCGGCUUCACCGGCGUACUGGGAGCGUUUCUCGCCAGAGGCUCCCGGGUGAAGAAGCUCGUCUACCCGGUGUCACUGAUGACCGUGAGCGCCUCCCUCUACUACCCGGAGCGCGCCGCGGCCGUCGCGAAGUCGACCGGGGACUCAGUGUACGACCGGGCGGUGCAGAGCUACGCCGCCCUGGAGAGGAUGGUGAAGCCUCCGGUCGAAAGCGGGAAGGUCGCGGACCCCGACGACAAACCCUGAGGAGGAAGCCCCUCGUGGCUCCAUUUAGCAAUAAGAAACCAGCGUGUGGUUGUAAUCGGAUCUGCGUGACUUCCUCGUGCCCACUUCGCCUGCACCAAAGCCCGCGGAACUCAGGCCGGGCCAUGGCUGUCCCUAUGGGGGAGGGGGUUUGAAUGUAUAUUUAUAUAGAUCAUUAAUUAAAAAAAAAUGAAAACCAA